UCUCAGCCAAAAGGUUUUCACGCUAUCUCUCUGCUCUCUCUCUCUCUCUCUCUCUCUCUCUCGGUCUCUAUGUUUAUUAGAUUUCAAGCCAUAAAGCAAAACCUUUGAAUACCUGGAGGUAUUUUCGAAUUGAUGGAGAGCCACCCACCUACAAAGGCAUGUAAUUGAUCCCUUGAUUCUUUUUAUUGUUUGUGACUUUGUGGAGCCUUAAUCUUUAUGGGUUUUGUGUUGCUGUGCUCGUGGAGCAGUGUUUGGGAACUAGGGAUUUGCUGAUUUUUUCUUAAAAAUUGGGGCAAUUAUGUUUUGUUUAUGGCAUUUGUUUGUAGAAAUUGGGAUUACUGCGGGCUCCUUUCUUCCACACCCAUACAUUCUAAAGGAAGGGAGGUGGCUUCAUCGAGGAAAAAAGAAAAAGAAGAGAGGUGGAAUGCAGACUUUGUUUGGCAUUAUUGGAUUGCAAGUGGCGUCCAGACUUUGUUUAAUCAAAGUUGGAUUGCUUUGUUUAGUCAAAUUUGGAUUGCUUGCUUUGUUUUAUCAAAGUUGGAUUUGGAAUUUGCUACUUUCACAUGGAUAAAGGUUUUAUUAUUAUUUUUUUUAAUAAAAAUGGUUGCCUAAUAAAAUUGAGAUUGGAGUUUUGAGGUUUUUGGGUGUCUUUGAGUUAAGAAGGUUUGGGAUUUUGGCUGUGUGUGAGUUAAUUGCUUUAGGGUACUACUAUGCAGCAAGGCGAUGCAAAUGAAAAAGAUUAUCAAAAUGUUCAGCAAGAUGGCAAUGCAAAUGAUGAACAUAGAAUGCAGAAUGCUCAGCAAUGUGGCAUUUCAAAUGGACAUAGUUCUGAAAAUGUUCGUGAUGAGGUUAACGUAGGCACUUGCGCACCACAAUAAGGAAUUAAGUUUAGUCCAACAAAAUGUGGUAAAUAAGUCCAAGAAGAUAUUUGAUUCCUUGUCUCCAUAUCACGUACUACAAGAAUGGUAGAAUAUAAUUAACUUGAAGAAUCUGUUCAACUGUUGGUAUUAUAAAGGGAGAGUGGCCUUCAGUUAUCCCAAAUCUCAAAGUGAAUAGAAGUUCCUCCCAGCUAAUUAUCGAUGGCAGAAUCAACCAAAAGGUAUGCAGUUGUGACAGGAUCAAACAAAGGAAUCGGAUUCGAAACUGUAAGGCAGUUAGCCUCAAAGGGAAUCACUGUGGUCUUAACUGCUAGAGAUGAGAAGAGGGGCCUUGAAGCUGUUGAGAAACUUAUGGAUUCUGGCCUCUCAGGCCAAGUUGUUUUUCACCAACUUGAUGUGGCUGACCCUGCUAGUAUUACUUCUCUGGCACAAUUUAUCAAAACUCAGUUUGGAAAACUCGAUAUUUUGGUUAACAAUGCAGGGAUUUUAGGGGCUAUAGUUGAUGCUGAUGGUCUUAAAGAUGCAAUUGCAUCUGGUGCUGGACCAGGACAGAUUGAUUGGAAAAAGUUGUUGACUGAAACUUACGAGUUAACAGAAGAAUGCUUGCAAAUAAAUUAUUAUGGAGCUAAAAGAACAGCUGAAGCACUAAUUCCACUCCUCCAGCUAUCUGAUUCACCAAGGAUUGUUAAUGUUUCAUCCGGUUCGGGGAAGUUAAAGAACAUACCAAGUGAUCGAGUGAAAGGAGUUCUUAGUACUGAUGUCGAGAACCUAAGCGAAGAGAGUGUAGAUGAAAUAGUGACAGAGUUUUUAAUCGAUCUCAAGGAGAGUUUACUUGAAAGCAAGGGUUGGCCUUCUGUGAUGUCAGGCUAUACAGUCUCAAAAGCAGCAAUGAAUGCAUAUACAAGGAUUCUAGCCAAGAAGUACCCCGCUUUUCGUGUCAACUCUGUCUGCCCUGGCUUUGUCAAAACAGAUAUUAACUUAAAUAGCGGCUUCAUACCUGUUGAAGAAGGUGCUGCAAGUGUCGUGAAUUUAGCAUUGCUGCCUAAUGAUGGCCACACAGGCCAAUUCUUUUCUCUGUCUGAAGUGCAAAGUCUUUAGACGAAGAUUGAUUUAUACCAAUAUACGUCAUUAUGUCAGUUGUAAUUGAAUAAAUUUUGAACCGCUGUUUCUGAAUAAAAUUCAGUGAAUCUGUUAUGUAGUGCG
Molecule: messenger RNA, 2081 nt
Organism: Rosa chinensis
Lineage: Eukaryota; Viridiplantae; Streptophyta; Magnoliopsida; Rosales; Rosaceae
Product: (+)-neomenthol dehydrogenase
Exons: 5
Coding region: 1080-1976 (298 amino acids)
Cellular component (GO): membrane
Molecular function (GO): oxidoreductase activity, acting on the CH-OH group of donors, NAD or NADP as acceptor
Source: RefSeq, a predicted model, not a curated record